Carya illinoinensis is the source of this 2213-nucleotide messenger RNA. RefSeq lists its product as uncharacterized. NCBI's taxonomy places the organism in Eukaryota, Viridiplantae, Streptophyta, Magnoliopsida, Fagales, Juglandaceae. The record is from RefSeq and is a predicted model, not a curated record. Bases 451 to 1905 code for a protein of 484 amino acids. The transcript is spliced from 9 exons.
AAUUCCAACUGUCUACUCGCAGCAGUCAAAUGGAUCCUUCCACGGUUCCACCGCACACCCUCAUGCUUUUCUCCUUCUCUUUCUUCUUGGGGUACCCUUUUCAGCCCCACAUAUAUACUUUAGAUGCACUCACGAACCCACCAUACUAAUCCCCUACCAUUUCAUGUAUUUGGUCUCGAACUGUUAUAUUAUAAGAGUUCCUUCCACUUUUGAGUGUGUAAUGAAAUUUGAAGACCUACUAAUGCAACGAGGAGAGGAGAAGCAGAAACGACUCGACCUCGAGGAAGAGGUCAUGAAACUACAAGGAGAGCUAAAUGGGGAACAGGCACUCAACAGGGUUUUGCGCUUUGCACUUGAGGGACCAGUUUCCUCCCACCCAAGUCUUUCCUCAUUGCUUCCACCUCAGGUAAGUUAGGCCUGCAUGUGCUUAGAGAGCAAUGUUAAUGUACAAUGCAGGUUCAAGUGCUUCUGGAAGAACUAGCAGUGGUUCAGGAAGAGAUAAUAUGGUUGGAGAGAAAAAUUGAGGAACUAAAACUAAGGUUGUACCAGGAAAGGGAACAGAACAGAGGAAGAGAAAUCAAGCAUUUAAGAUAUCUACCACAGGAGAGGGAACAGAACAGAGGAAGAGAAAUCGAGCAUAUAAGAGAUCUACCAAAAGACGGUCACUUACUAUGUGGACCAGAGAACCGGGUUGUACUUAAUGAUCAGCGAUCCAAAUCACAAAAUUAUGAUGAAUUCAGGAAAGAAAGAAUCACAAAGGAAAGAAGACCAUCAUUGGGUUCUGUAUCAGAAAUCCUAAGCAUGUCUUCUACAAGAUCCCACGAAGAAUAUCAUAUGUCAAGGAGGCAUACCAAUAGAUUGAGCCAAAACCAAUGCCAUAUCAAUAAAGAAACUGGCUUUGAGAAACCAAAUGAAUUGUCAGAGAAACUAAUGAAGUGCCUAAUCGGCAUAUUUCUCGAGCUAAACCAGACAUCCGUGGACAGAGAAGGAUCCGUUAUAGUUCCAAAGCUCUCUCUACCCUGCAUGAAAUCAAAAGGCUUCAUGGCAAAGACCACUUUCAACUGCAGAACACCCACACUCCUAUUUGCUGGCAAUGCCUCAAAUCUUGAUCCUUACGGCGUAUUGUCAGAUUUCGACGGCACUGUAAGGGAUGUUGGGCAAUACAAGAACUUCAUCCAAAUCACGAGAAGCUCGUUAGACAUCAGCCGAUUAUCAGAGUGCUUACCCACAAUGAGGAGACUGAGGUUUUUGAUGCACAAGCUAUCUUAUGUAGACUUGUCUUUCUUGACCUACAAACAGAAGUUAGCAUUCUGGAUAAAUGUCUACAAUGCCUGCAUAAUGCAUGCAUUUCUAGAUCAUGGGCUACCUUCGACACAGGCAAAAUUGCUGGCGAUUAUGAAUAAGGCCGUUGUGAAUGUGGGUGGAAUAGUACUGAAUGUUUUGGCUAUCGAGCAUUUUAUUCUCCGACAUCCAUGGGAACCAAAUCAAGGCCAUCCGGACGAGAAAGAAACACUACUACGCCAUGCUUAUGGUCUGGGCUAUCCAGAACCCAAUGUAACAUUUGCCCUGUGCCGAGGCAGUUGGUCUUCACCAGCCAUAAGAGUAUACACCCCAAAUGAAGUGGUGAAUGAAUUGGGGAGGGCAAAAGUGGAGUAUUUGGAAGCUUCAGUGGGAGUGACGAGCAAGAGAAAGAUUGUAGUGCCCAAGCUUUUGCAAUGGCAUAUGAGAGAUUUCGCAGAUGACAUGGAAUCACUACUAGAAUGGAUUUACAGCCAAUUGCCUCGUUCUGGGUCCUUAAAGAGAUUGAUGAUGGAGUGCCUAAAUGGGGAAACAAGAUCUCCUAUAUCCAGAAUGGUUGAGAUCCAGCCUUAUGAAUCUGAGUUCCGCUACCUAUUGCCUUCAUAAGUGGAAAAGAAGAAGAGCAAGGAAUUCCAUGUAGCUGCCGAUUUCCAAGGAACUGCAAAUCAAAGAAGCAUAGCAAUGUCCUGUACAGCAUGCUAAUAUUAUGAAAAUAAUUUUAUUGUAAUUGUUCUAGUGGUAACUUUACCGAGAUCGAAUUCCAGAACUAUCUACGCUCUACAAUUGCUUCAUAAACACAAAAUAAUCACAUUCCAGGCUUCCACACAAACUGUUUCAUUCAAAAUGUUUCAAUGAAGGAAUGUAGAUUGUAGUCUCAGGAGAAAUUACAAAAAACAAGGUUUACAUCCAAACUA